AUGGACGAUCCGGGUAAGCCACGCCGUCUCGUCAACACGCCUCCUCCGGGUAAAUUUCGACCCAUAUAUCUUGACUCAGUCGACUCUGAGAGUGCCGAGGAGUCCGAAUACCGCACGGAUGAAGAUGGCGACUACGAAGUUGACUCAUCUCGGAUGAACCCAACUCUCACCAACACCAGCGCCACCCCACGCGCCCACACCUUGCGUCCCACCCUGACCUUGGCUCCCAACCGCAGGCUCCAACUUCUUACCGACUACCACCAGGAGAACCAGCACUACACCACGCUCCAUGAACUCGUCAAGGCCUUCAACCGUAUCCGCCCUAUCUGGUUCAACCAGCUUCCUCCUCGCCUCGACGUCGCCCCAGCUUCCACAUUCGUGCACCGAGCCCCAACGGCGCGCGAACUCGCAGCGCAGGACCCGGGCCCUGCCGCGGUGGCCAUGGCGGCGCGAGCGGACAUGCUGGAUGUCCUUGUGGCGGAGGUUGCGCAGUCAUAUCGCGUGAUGCUCCGCUUUGUCACAGACGUCCAAACGGGAACCGUUGACCAUGCAACUCUUGGCCGCCUCGUGGAAGCUCAGUACGCCCGAGGUGUGCUUCCGUUCACAGCUGCUUCAUCCGCCUCAGAGUCUGAAGACGAAGAGGACAACUCUUCCGAGAUCCAGAAGAGUCCGAGUCCCGAGACCGUUGAACCCUCGCCAGUCGUCUGGUCCUUCUCACCGAUGGCAUUGCCACCCUCCCAACAACAGCCGCACUUGAUGGACGAGUCGUACGACGAUGACGACGAGGCCCUUCGUCUGCUGCCUACUAUCGCGCAGGCUCGUCGCAUGUCUACACCAGUUCUUCCGAUUGGUCCCGACCUGUCCCCAUCGAGUCAGAUGGCGCUGGCGCUGAGCGAGGUCGACAGCGGCCUGCUGCCGCUAGGCCCCUCGCUUCCUCCACCCCAGUUCAACGGUGGCGUUUGGUUCGACAAUCCUUACCAGCUGGCUCCCCUGUGGGCCACGCCACCAGCCGUCUUUCCGGGACGAUCGCCAAGCCCGGUGGGUUCCCAGUUGUCGAUGAGCAGCCCAACUUACCUCACAUGGGAGACCCCCCGGCCUACCCUGCAAUACAACUAUGAGCCGAUUAUUCCGUUCUCGACCAGUAGCGCCUCAGCGACGCCUACUAUUCCUCCGCGCUGCUUCGAAACCGCGCCGGUCGCCAACCCCGAGCCCCUCCGUCCAGCGACAAACAGGCUCGGCCAGGUCAGCGCUCCUCCUCCCCACCCAACGGCUGGGACCACGAUUGCCCCCAUACCGGUCCCUGUACCCAACACACCGCGCAGCACCGCCCGCAACAUCACCUACGGCCCACCCGUGAACCUAGAUACGCCCGAACAGUUUCGAGCUAGGCACGAGUUCAACCUCAAGGCGAGCGAAGUUUUCGCCGAGUAUGUGCUCCGCAACAAGGCCGCAGCUGAGCUAGAGGAAGAACUCUGUGCUUGCCGCCAGCAGGAGGGAGCGGCGCUAGUUCUGGGCCAGGCCCCGCGUGACCGGCCGAAGCUCGAGGACAACGUGAUCGCAACAAGUCUCCUCGCACAGCCCCCUUUGGUUGAGCCACCCCCGACCAUUGCUCAUCAAGCUCCAUCCCGCAUGCCAGCACCCAUGCCGAUAGCGGAAAGCUCCAAAACUGGCGCCAAAGAGAUCGUCCGGCCUCUGCCAGGGGGGACCCACGAGUCCUAUACCCCUGCCCCAGGUAAUAGUGGCUGGGGUGGAGUUCGUCCAAUCCAGCCUGCACAGGACUUGCUAUCUACCCGACAUCUACCUGCGGUACGGCCCACACCUGAGGAUGAGUCUGCCAAGACUCGGAAGCGGCGGCAGAGGCCCCGCGUCGUCGGAGGUGCAGGUCCGCCACGUUCAUCGUCAUCGCCUCCCGAACGCACCUCUGCUCGGUACACACCCGCAGCGCCUGUGGCCCGUCCGGCUCUAGACAUAACCCGUGCGAGCCGCGCCCAGUCAGAGGCUCCUCCGAGGCGGUUUUGGGACCCCCGGAAUGCCAACGACCGGUCGCCCAUCAAGGCCGACAAACCUCCUCAACCUACCCCGAAGGAGAUGAUAGUGGACGACGGUACCCGGCCUCCUUAUCCUGCACAGUUUUGGGCCGUUGGUCAGCCUCGACCAGUUCCCCGGAUCGGUUCUAACGCCAAUGAGAAGAAACGACCUGCAUCACCUGGCACGCAGGAGCCCCCGGCUAAGCGCAAAUCGACUCUCUCGCCGAAGCCUGGACCAGCCAGGCGACUGGCUGUCCGUGGUCGCGGACAUUCGUCUUCUAGCCGGAGCCUGGAGUUGGACUCAUCUCCUCAGAGUGGCCCAUCUACAGAGCGUACAUCAGUUCCCAUCAUCAACCCCACGCGCCCUCAGGUUGACCAGCGCCCUCAGGUUGACCAGCGCCCUCAGGUUGACCAGCGCCCUCAGGUUGACCAGCGCCCUCAGGUUGACCAGCGCUUUCCCCCUUCUCCCCGGCAGCGCGUUCCCAAUAUCGACCUCAUGCCAACUGGGGACCGUGUGUCGAGUACCGACCGUGCGAUCCUCGGUGACGGCGACCACGACAACCGCAAGGCGUACACGAAGGACAAAAAGGACACACUCCUCGAGCAGACCACGGCGGCUGCUGCAGUCGCCAAGACUGUUGCGGUUGCGCCCGUAGCGCGCUCACGUCGGAGUACUGCCCCACUCGCUCCCUCUGCAGGCAUGGCGCCAGGUGCCCGACGCCGACGUCCAGGCCCCUCGACGAUUAUCGACGUUGGUCGCACCGCCGACUCAUUCCAGCCGCCAGAGGCACUUCCCUUCUUCCCUACUACGGCUAGACAGCUCCCCGUGCCAUCAGGCCGUUCUACCUCGUCGGCGGGUACGUCACGCCCAACAGUACCCUUUCCCGGUCCCGUCGAGCGCUCAAAUGGAGCUGGUCCGACUCGGACUCGCGCGAGCUCCGCGACCCCAGCUCUGCCACCACCUGCCGAAGCCGCAGCCUUUGAGUCCCCUAUUAAGCGUCGCUCAUCCAUACGCAUCAAGGAGCGUGACACCAAGAGGCAGCGUACGGACGAGCAACGUACGGAAGAGCAGCGUACUGAGGUGCCACGAACAGAGGAGUCAGACCAACCUGAAGCUGGACCUAGUCGACGUCGCCGCACGAGCUUGAUCUCGAAGAUCUCGGGCGCGGCAAAGGAGGCGGUAAAGAAAAUGGGCAAGAAGGACUACAGGAAUAAGCCCAUGUAG
Cutaneotrichosporon cavernicola is the source of this 3252-nucleotide messenger RNA. RefSeq lists its product as uncharacterized. The record is from RefSeq and is a predicted model, not a curated record. Bases 1 to 3252 code for a protein of 1083 amino acids. The transcript has a single exon. NCBI's taxonomy places the organism in Eukaryota, Fungi, Basidiomycota, Tremellomycetes, Trichosporonales, Trichosporonaceae.